GUUUCCUAGGCUCCUGCCUUUCUAGGGAGUUUUUCCUAGCCACCGUGCUUCUACAUCUGUAUCGCUUGCAGUUUUGGGUUUUAGGCUGGGUUUCUGUAUAAGCACUUUGUAACAUCUGCUGAUGUAAAAAGGACUUAAUAAUUAUAUUUGAUUUGUUUGCCUGAACCUUCUCAGCCUGAUGUUAUUCACAACAUCAUAAAGCUCUAAAAGCUUUCAUUGCACAAAUUGCACCACUCACACUCCCGAUGCUCUAUAAAUGUCAUAGGUUUAAUAAAAGGGGCCAGUUCUGCCAAUAAUCAUAUUAAAUGUAGCACAUUAUAAUAAGAGUAUUCAUGAUAUAGAUAAAUACAGACAGUAGUGACCAAUCAUUUGGAGUUAAUAUAAUUAAUAAAAUUGUAUCACCAAAAAAAUAAACAUAAAAAAGUAGUUGACAAAUUGUAAAACUAUAGCUAGAUAAUUUCCUUUUACCAUCAAUGUCAUGAUCUUGACCAUGAAAUUAGAACACGGACAAAUAUUUUUUUAAGCAAAAAUAUCUUUAUUUUUAUUUUUUAAAUACUUAUUUGAUUGACAAAAAUAGACAAAUUAUUAAAGUCAGACAAGAACACAUACAAAAACCACUGUACAUAAAAGUCAGUUGGGACAGACCACAUUACUUAAGACGUCAAAUAUUACAUUAUAAUAUUAUUCUAAAGUACAGACACGUUUUCUGUUACUAUGUAAUCUGAGGGAAUUUAAUUUUAAAAAAAAUAGUCAAUUAAUGUCAAACGUUGAUUUUUUUUGGUGCAUUUUUAGCUAACCCUAACCCUAAUCCAAACCCAUGAAUAGCCGAGCCGACAAAGUGAAAAAUCUUUCGCUGUUCCCUCGGGCACCAUACUACUAUGGCUGACGCUGUUUAAAAACAACACAUUUCACUGCACAUAUCCCGUGUGUGUGACAAUAAAACGUGUUUUAUGGUACGAAAGUCGUGGACUUUUAUUUUGAAACGUUGUCGGCGUUCAUGACACCGGAAGUAAACUCUCACGUUGCAAGCGCAAAACAGCGGCAGCACACAUGUUGAAGCAAAAGCUUCACACAACGACGAAAUGGAGUUACAUUUGAACAAAACAAGCUCACAAGACUUGCUCGCGUGUGGCAACGGAGGAGGUCUUCAUGACAAGCUUCUCCUCAAGUCGAAGGGGCCCAAGGCUGGCAGGUCUUUGCAGACCGAGAGGGUCCCAAGAAGUAGUGUUCUGGACAGACUGCAGAACUUCCUGCCCCAGAUGGCCCAGGCCAAUGAGAAGCUCAAGUUGCAGAUGGAGCAGGCACCUGAUGGCCACUAUGACAUCGAGAGGGUGGAGGAGUCUGGAAAGGUCAUAGAGAUGGAUGUGUCGCUGGUGGAGCUCAGUAGUUCGGACAGCGACUCGGACAGAGAGUCUUCACAGGACAACGACGCCAGCGACUCUGAGGAGGAGAGCGAGCUCACAGAGGAGAACCUCAAACUGCCUGGCAACAGCCAGAGGCAGAAAAAGAAGGUUCAUAUCCAAGUCCUGGAGAAACAAGAGGAUUAGGCCGUUAUAGGCCCCUAAAGAGACUACUGGGACAGUUGCAGUGUAGAAUGUUGACAUGCGUUGGUAAUACUAAUCAACUGAUGUGGGAUCCGUUCUCCUUCUCCAAGCCCUUUUCAUAACCAUUAAAUAAGAACUGAUCGUGGGUCAGUGAGGAUAUGGUCCUGGAGGGCUAAUGGAUUAACAGUGUUUCAGUGAGUGGAGACCAGCUGCAGUGAGGGAUAAAGGGGACAUAGGUGUCUACAUAGGGGGGUGUCUGUACUAUAAGGGCCAAAUGUGUCAACAAGUGUUUCAGUGCUAUUUGAGCCAUACUGAGAUGGGGACUAAGCAUUGAGUGCAUUCUCAAGAUUGUGAAGUAAGAAUAUGCCAUAUAAUUUCCUGUUUAUCUGAUGACCCUAGGAUACUUGUAAGGUUAAAGUUCAUAGCGGCUUGAUGGUAUAUUGAUGGCAGAGAAAGAUCUGUAUUAAAUCCAUUUAAUAGAUCAUAUUGUUUGUGUACAUUAAGUAUUUAAGCAGAAGUGUUUGACUGAAUUUCUCAUCUUCAAUACCAAAUGCUUUAUUAUAUCUGUCUGCUUUGUGUUAUGGAUAGGCUUAGUCCCAGCAUUCUGUUAUGGUUGGUCACAAGGUUUGUGAGUUAUGAAGUUUUUCCCAGAUUAAUUAUUUCCUGAAACAAAAAGCACCAAAACUGUAUACUGUGUUUCAUAAUAAAAAUGUUAUGAAAUCCUAGGUUGUUGUGAAUGACAACAUACACCAACGCACUUGGUUAAAAGGAAGUAUAGACCAUGACAAUGGAUGAAGAAAGAAAUCAAGGAGUUUAUUCGCCAUUGUACAACAUUUAUGUUGGAAGACAAACAAUGCUGUAUUGGGGCUGGUUUUUGCACAAGGUUUGGGGGAGAAGAGUCUCCCACAUCUCCAUAGAGACCAGAUUUCCCUGCAGUUUUCAAAAUGCUAAUUAAAA
This is a messenger RNA of Oncorhynchus kisutch (coho salmon), 2501 nucleotides long. RefSeq names its product NOP protein chaperone 1 (gene nopchap1). Gene Ontology annotation, biological process: box C/D snoRNP assembly. The record is from RefSeq and is a predicted model, not a curated record. The coding region runs from base 1083 to 1547 and encodes 154 amino acids. Gene Ontology annotation, molecular function: box C/D methylation guide snoRNP complex binding. The transcript is spliced from 4 exons. NCBI's taxonomy places the organism in Eukaryota, Metazoa, Chordata, Actinopteri, Salmoniformes, Salmonidae.